Molecule: messenger RNA, 9648 nt
Organism: Rana temporaria (common frog)
Lineage: Eukaryota; Metazoa; Chordata; Amphibia; Anura; Ranidae
Gene: PLCE1
Product: phospholipase C epsilon 1
Exons: 34
Coding region: 529-7467 (2312 amino acids)
Biological process (GO): small GTPase-mediated signal transduction; phosphatidylinositol-mediated signaling; lipid metabolic process
Molecular function (GO): phosphatidylinositol-4,5-bisphosphate phospholipase C activity; guanyl-nucleotide exchange factor activity
Source: RefSeq, a predicted model, not a curated record
UGUGUUGAGCUGUAGCAGGGCGGCUCUGUGCUGUGAGGGGGGAGAAGCGCGCCAGUCAGCUCAGUGCAGACACCCAUCCCCGGGCUCUCCCCCUCUGCCGGCCGAGCACGUGACCUGUCCGGAGUGCGGGCGGCGCGGAGCCGGUGCAUAGAGCCUGCCGUGCGAGCUGAGGGGACACCGAGCUACCGACCGCUGGAAAUGUUGUAUUGUGGAUCAUUUUGCGGCCCUAGACACUCCUGGAAAGAAACUAGAUUUCACGUCUGUUAUCAGAAAUGAAUCCACUAAGCUGUGUUCACACAUCUCUGGAGUAAACAGCUGGAUGGAACUACCCUUAAAAAUGCUUGAUUUGUGACAGAGAAUCUGAUUCAAGACAAAGGAAAAACAAUUCACAUCUGCUGCAAAACAAAAUAAAUGUUUUCAUGGUAUUGAUAUUUUUAUUGAAAGAAUUUGAGCUUGCAAUAAGGCACAGUACAUUGUGUACCUGAUCCGUGGUUGCAGAAGCAGAGAGCUGAAGUCCUGAGAUUUAGUAUGACCUCCGAGGAUAUUGCAGCCUCUGUUGUUUUACCAUCAGUAGAGACGAACGUGAUACCUUCUCAGUCAACUGGAGAUGAAAAUUCUAAGAAUAGUUUGGAUACUAGCGUUAUAAAAAGACAUAACAUGGAGACUGUGCCAGACUUAACAAAGUUAAAAGGGCAUAGAGCUCAGAAUUCUGUGGCCAAACCUUUUUUAAUAGAAAGCAAAGGUGAAAGUGGAAAAAACCUUAACGACAAAGGUACUGCACAAGGGAACCUCUGUACCUCCCAUGCCAGUGAUUAUUUCAAUAGCAAACUGUUUGAGCGAGCCUACAAGUCCAGUCUAGGUUUUAAUCAGUUCUGCAAGUCCUACAAUCCUCUUAAACAGAACAAUGUUUGUACAGACUCCCAGAUUCCUGCUGUGCUGACAGAAAUUAAUUUUAAAGCAGACGCAUCAUCUGCGGAAGGGCAGGCAUUAAAGGGUCACUUAAUAGUGAAUGAUCACUGCACAGAUGCUGCCACUCACAUUCCAACAUUACACAAAAGUAAUUCCAAUCAGAAGAGUGGUUUAUGUUCCAGUUCCACAAAUAACCAGUGUAUUUUGAGCAGCCAUUUACAGACAUUGAGGAGAAAUUGCUGCAAUAGUUGUGUAUCCAGCUCUUGCAGUUCUGAGAGUUACGGCAGUAGCCAUGAACACAUUGGUCGCCCUGUGAAUUACCAAUCAAAUUUGUGCCCAGAGACAAUGCCAGAAUUUCCGGUAGACAAUGCAGAUGGACAGAAGUUACCCUGUAUUCUUUCAUCACAGCCAUUUCAAAUUGAAGUCUCUGAUGAACAAAACGAAGAGGAAAUAGAAAAUGAUUUCUCAAGGAGCCGAAAAGAUCGUUCAACCCUGCUGAUCAGAAGGUUUUGUAAAAAUUACAAAGAAGUGAAAAAGUCAGUUUAUACAGGAACCAGCGCAGUUUUUAAAUCUUUGCCUUCUGGCCAUAUUGGAACCAGAGCUUUCUGUUUUGUUAAGAGAAAUCAAGAAAACACAAAAGAACUGAGGUAUUUUUGGGUAACAGCUAAAAGCUUGACUUUUGCCCAAGUUUCUGAGAGAAGAGAUCAUUUUAUUUCCUUUUUGAAAACCAUGACUGUCUGUCAGAAUUGCAGUUUCUACAAUGGGGACAAUGACAGUGAUCACCUUUCUAUGUGCCUGCUUGAAAAACGUUUGAUCUCUCUGGUUGCCAACAUCACUGAUCUGCCUGUGAAACAAAAUGACACUUCUGGGUUUUUUGCAACCUUGCAUAGAACAACCACAUCUCAGUUCAUAAGUGGGGCACUGCUGGAAGCAACGGCAUUGUUAGGUGCAAGAAGUGGUCUUCCAAGUUUAACCUGUGGCUCCAUCGGGAGAACAAUGAUAAAAGACCGCCAGCCGUGCACAGCAAUGGCAACAUCGAACUUUCAGACAGCUAGUGCUGCUGGACUGAGUAAAGAAUUGGUGGAACUGCAACACCUCAUUCAGUUUCCAGAGGAGAUUGCAACCAUCCUUACUGAUCAAGAACAGGCGAUUUAUCGCAAAGUUUUGCCCAUUGAUUACCUUUGUUUCUUAACAAAAGAUCUUGGGAAUUUUGAAUGCGAGACCAGUUUUCCUGAUAUAAAAACAUCUAUGUCUGCAUCGCUGUUGAAACUGAAAACUAAAGAACACAAUACUGUAGAAGAACUGGUAGCAAGGUUUAACGAGGUUAGUUCUUGGGUAACCUGGCUGAUUCUUGCUGCGGGGUCCAUGGAGGAGAAACGGGAAGCCUUUUCUCACUUGGUGCACAUAGCAAAGUGCUGCUGGAACAUGGGCAAUUACAAUGCUGUGAUGGAAUUCCUGGCAGGGCUCAGGUCUCGGAAAGUUCUGAAAAUGUGGCAAUUCAUGGAUCAACAUGAUAUUGAAACUAUGAGAAGCUUAAAAGAUGCCAUGGCUCAGCAUGAAUCAUCAUCGGAGUACAGAAAAGUGGUGAACAGAGCACUGAAUAUACCUGGUUGUAAAGUGGUUCCUUUUUGUGGGGUGUUCUUGAAAGAACUGUGUGAUGUUCUUGAUGGAGCAGCAAGUCUGAUGAGACUGUGUCCUCGCUAUGAUUCUCAGAAUGAAAUAUUGGAGUUUGUGUCUGACUACAAUGGGCAAGACAACUUUUCGCAGCGAAUAGGGAAGAAUGGAUUGAACAAUGCAGAAAAGGAAACGACCGUGAACAAUAUUAUGCAGACUAUUCGCAGUUGCAACCGCAGCUUAGAAUCAGAGGAGGGUGAAGAUAAUGUCAGUGAAAGCAGUAUCUUCAGAAAAAACUCUGUGAUGGACCGAAAUCGAUUACAAUUCAUUAUGGGAGAUCUAUCUGAUUCUGAAAGUGAUAUUUUUGAGCAGCCCAAAGACUUUGAUUUGCACGGGUCUGAAGAGCAGCAGAAAGCAUUUAACCAUGGUACCGAACUGAUUCCAUGGUAUGUGUUGUCAAUAAGAGCUGAUGUCUACCAAUUCCUUCAACAAGGAGUAACACUCAUCCGCUAUGACCAGGAGACACACAUUUCUGUUCGCUGUUUUCUUCAGCUCCAACCAGACAAUAGCACAUUAACAUGGACUAAACCAUCCACAACUUGUCUUGCAAACACUAAAAACAAAUUAGGUGCUCCAGGAAGCACUGCAGAAGCAAAAUUUCAGUUUCUUGCCAAUGCUGGAAUGAGUGGACUUGUAGAGGGUUUCAUAGACUUAUUCUCUGUGAAGGCAGUUUACAUGGGGCAUCAGGGCACUGAUAUGCACACUGUGUGUGUUCAAAACAAACUUUAUAAUAUGAACCUGGAGGAGAAUGGUGUCACACUGCUUUAUGGACUACACACUACUGAGAACAAGUUGUUGCACUUUGUAGCACCAAAAUACACAGCUAAAAUGAUAUAUGAUGGAUUGCUGGAAUUAACCAAAGCUGUAAGGAAGAUCAAAAAGUUCCCGGAUCAGAGGCUGCAGUGGCUGAGGAAGCAGUAUGUCGGUCUCUACCAGGAGGAUAACAGAUUUGAAGGACCAACACUAGCACAGGCUGUUGAGCUUUUCGGGGGAAGGCGGUGGAGCACUAGAAAUACAAGCACGGGAACAUUAACCAAAAGCACUGAAAAACCAAAUGUGCAACGUAACAAUACUCUGGGGAUAAACACAGUCAAGAAAAAGAAGAAAGUUCUUAUGAGGGGAGAAAGUGGAGAUGCUGCUGAUGAUGAGAUGGCAACAAGGAAAAGCAGAAGCUACAAAGAAGGCCGCAGCAGGAGCGGCUCAGAUCCUCCCGAAAUUGAUGAACAGGAAGAGCAAGACCAGAAUACAAUUUCUGGAUGUUCUACAUCUAAUAUUAUUCCUUCGCGGAGAGUUCACUCAGCAUCUGUCUCUGGCUCUACAAAUGUAAUACAAGGGACAACCACACCUAUCCGGCCAGCAUCCUCACCUGUUCUGUCCAGCUCCAACAAACCUCCAGCUGCCACAUGGAGUAGUUCAAGUUGGCAUGGAAGAAUUAAGGGUGGAAUGAAAGGAUUUCAGUCAUUUAUGGUUUCUGAUAGCAGCAUGAACUUUGUGGAGUUUGUAGAACUCUUCAAAUCUUUCAGUGUAAGAAGCCGAAAAGACCUUAAAGAUAUUUUUGACGUAUAUGCUGUUGCCUGCAACCGUUUGGGUUCAAAAUCUAUUCCUCUGUACACAAAUUUGACAAUUGAUGAGAAUGUCAGCGGAGUCCAGCCAGACCUAGAUUUAUUGACCAGGAAUGUAUCCGACUUGGGUCUAUUCAUUCGCAGCAAACAGCAGUUGUCAGAAAACCAGAGACAAAUUUCUGAUGCUAUUGCUGCUGCCAGUAUUGUUACCAAUGGCACUGGAGUAGAAAGUACCUCACUUGGUGUGUUUGGAUUGGGAAUACAGCAGUUUAAUGACUUCUUGGUCAAUUGCCAAGGCGAGCACUACACCUAUGAUGAAGUCCUCAGCAUUAUUCAGAAAUUUGAGCCGAGCAUUAGUAUGCGCCAGCAAGGACUGAUGUCUUUUGAAGGGUUUGCAAGGUUUCUGAUGGAUAAAGAUAAUUUUGCUUCUAGAAAUGAUGAGUCUCAGAUAAAUGUAGAUGAUCUGCACUUCCCCCUUUCAUAUUAUUUUAUUGAGUCUUCUCACAAUACCUACCUUACUGGACACCAGCUAAAAGGGGAGUCUUCUGUAGAGCUGUACAGUCAGGUUCUCUUACAAGGCUGCAGAAGUGUAGAAUUAGACUGCUGGGAUGGGGAUGAUGGCAUGCCGAUUAUAUAUCAUGGACACACGCUAACAACUAAAAUUCCCUUUAAGGAUGUAAUAGAAGCCAUUGACCGCAAUGCAUUCAUUAAUUCUGACAUGCCAAUUGUACUCUCCAUAGAGAAUCAUUGCUCCUUACCCCAGCAACGAAAGAUGGCUGACAUUUUUAAGUCUGUGUUUGGUGAGAAAUUGGUGACAAAAUUCCUUUUUGAGAGUGAUUUCUCUGAUGACCCCAUGCUUCCUUCUCCUUGGCAAUUAAGGAAAAAGGUGCUACUGAAAAAUAAGAAACUCAAAGCACACCAGACUCCUGUUGACAUUUUGAAGCAGAAGGCUCAUCAGCUUGCCAACAUGCAAGCACAGGCCAGCAAUGGUACCCAGGUCUUGAACACCAGCACUACAAAUGAAGAAGAGGAGGAUGAUGAAGAUGAUUAUGACUAUGACUAUGAAUCCCUUUCAGAUGCUGAUGUCCUUAAUGCUUCCCCUGCGCCUAACAGCCAGGAAGAUAAUAUUCUGGAUGAUCGUCCUGAAAGCAAACCAUGCGGUGACAAACUACAAUUUGAGUAUAAUGAGGAGGUAUCCAAGCGGAUCAAGAAGACUGAUGGCAACAGUGUUAUAAACAAAGGAAAGGUCUAUGAUAUGGAACUGGAUGAAGAGUUUUAUCUCCCUCAGAACAAGAAAGAAAGUAGACAAAUUGCGCCAGAACUAUCAGACCUUAUCAUCUAUUGCCAAGCUGUAAAGUUUCCUGGCCUUACAACGUUAAAUCCUUGUGGAUCUGGCAGAGGAAAGGAAAGAAAAAGCAGGAAGUCCAUUUUUGGCAACAAUCCUGGUAGAACAAGCCCCGGGGAAACAACAACACUGGCCAAAACAUCUGGAAGAGGCAUAGCCGACACAAGGCAGAGUUGGGAGGAGCCAUGCUCACCUCCAUUCAAUCCAAGUACAUCACUGAGUGCCAUUAUCCGGACUCCUCGGUGCUACCACAUCUCAUCGCUGAAUGAAAAUGCUGCUAAGCGUCUGUGUAGACGUUAUUCACAGAAGUUGAUUCAGCACACUGCUUAUCAACUAUUAAGAACAUAUCCAGCUGCUACACGGAUUGACUCUUCAAAUCCACAUCCUCUUAUGUUUUGGCUCCAUGGAAUACAAUUGGUUGCUCUAAACUACCAAACAGAUGAUCUCUCUUUGCAUUUGAAUGCUGCCAUGUUUGAAUCAAAUGGUGGUUGUGGAUAUGUGUUAAAGCCACCUGUGCUAUGGGAUAAGGGCUGUCCAAUGUACCAGUUAUUCUCCCCCCUGGACCGAGAUUUAGAGAGCAUGGAACCAGCAAUAUAUUCCUUAUGUGUUGUCUCAGGACAGAAUGUCUGUCCAAGCAACAGUACAGGAAGUCCUUGUAUCGAGAUUGAUGUGCUCGGUAUGCCUGUAGACAGUUGUCAUUUCCGAACUAAACCCAUUCAUCGCAAUACUUUAAACCCUAUGUGGAAUGAACAGUUUAUGUUCCGUGUUUACUUUGAAGAUCUUGUGUUUUUACGGUUUGCUGUAGUUGAGAACAACAGCUCUGCUGUAACUGCCCAGAGAAUUAUUCCUCUUAAAGUCCUAAAAAGAGGAUAUAGACACUUACAGCUCCAUAAUAUACACAAUGAGACUUUGGAAAUCUCAACCUUAUUUAUUAACAGCAGGAGAAUGGAAGAAAUUCCCACUGGCAGUACUUUGCCUGCCUCAUUGUUUUUUAGUUCAGAAGAAAGAAGAUCAAUGUCAGUGUUUAAAGUUACUGUGCAUGGUAUUCCUGGACCAGAGCCUUUCACUGUGUUUAGUAUUAACAUUGGAACAACUGCAAAACAUCUACUUGACCAAAUUUUGUCAUCCAUAAAAGGAAAUGAAGCAAGCACUGACUAUUUCUUAAUGGAAGAAAAAUGUUUUAUAUCAAAGGACAAAAAUGAGUGUAAAAAACCUCCAUUCCAAAGAGUGAUUGGCCCAGAAGAAGACAUCCUGCAAAUUCUAAACAGUUGGUUCCCAGAAGAAGGCUAUGUGGGAAGGAUCAUUCUUAAAACUCAGGAAGAAAAUCUGAAUGAAAGAAAUGUGAUUGUGGAGGAAAAGGAAGAGAAGGAGCUGUCUGUCAGUUCUGAUGAUGACAGUUUUUUUGUCCAGGUACAUGAUGUCUCCCCUGAACAGCCACGCACUGUUAUACGAGCUUUACGAUUCAGUACAGCACAGGAUGUUAUUCAGCAGGCUCUCAGCAAAGCCAAAUACUCAUACAGCAUUCUGAACAAUCCAAACCCAAGUGACUAUGUACUGCUUGAGGAAGUAACAAAAGAAACCUCCAACAAAAAGUCAUCAACUCCCAAAACAGCUCAGAGGGUCCUCUCUGACCAAGAGUGUGUUUACCAGGCACAAAGAAAAUGGAAGGGAGCCGGGAAAUUCAUUCUGAAAUUAAAGGAGCAGGUUCAGGCAGCACGAGAUGACAAGAAAAAAGGCCUUUCAAUUGCUAGUGAACUGAAGAAACUAGCAAAGUCAAGCCGGCAGUCUCGGAACUUCACACUGUCACCUCAGAUCGUGUCACCAGAAGAUGACUGUAUGUGCAAUGGAUUGCAGAGAAGGAACGACUACCGUAAUUCAGCAGAUAACAGAAAUGUCUACAGACACCCAUCCUGCUGUAGGAAGCCAAAUGCAACAUGGUACUAUCAGCUUCUUAAGAAUUGGAAACUGCCAAAAUGAUGCAAACUGACAGUUCUUCUGGAUUUCACAUGAAGUUAUUUCCGAAAAAGGGCAUUACAAUGGAUCUCUAUUGAGGAGAACUGGAUAGUGGCCGAUUUUCGGUGAACCUGGUUAAUGCAGAAGGGUAAGGUGGUAGGCUUCCUAGUCUUGUGGCUGAAAUAUUUACCAAGGAGAGACGACUGUCAGGUUUGCAGAGGACUACAACAUGUUUCUUCGCUCUGCUACAAUGUCAUGUACAGGCGCUGAUUAAGAUGACGUUUUUUGCUUCUUACACUGAAAUAAACCCCAGUGAUAUCUGGGGUUACUGAUGGAAAUGGCAGGAGCAGCACGGUACUCUGUCUUAUGUGUAUACACUGCAGGAGUUUCACUAGUUUUCUACAGAGUUUUCACUUUUCUUUUGUAAACAUAUAAAAUAGCACAUGCUGCGACAUAAAACACUGAUGUUAUGAACAGAUUAUGAUGCUUGUAAACAGAAUAUGUGCGAUUUAAGCAGCUCCCCUCCAGUGUGUUAAGUAGCUUAUUCUUUAUGAGUUUUGUGGAAUGCGUCUUUAUAUUUAUUGAAGCAUUGUAAUGUCACAUGUAACUUUUAGACCACUGACACGCAACAUGCUUUUAUGACUGCCGUUUGGUCCUGAAGUGUUUACUGGUUUAGCAUUGAGAUUUUACCAAUUCAUGUUUUGAUACCUAGCACCUUAUUCCGUUAGUACAUAAAAGCAUUGAACACUUUUUUUUUUAAAUGUACCAUGAAAGUACACAUUAUUUGUUUACGAUGAUAAGAAUGUAGUUAAUGUAAUACCCCUAUGUACAUUGUUAAUCUUUUUCAAACUUUAGGGAUUUUGUACAUGUGAAGGACCUACAUAGUUACUUUAUGUACCACAGUCUAUAAACCUUGUGUUUUCCUGCCAUGGACUACAUCUUCCUAUAUGGGGAUGCAGAACAUUUUUUAUAUGUAAGUUAUUAUGUGAUUUGUCUAUAAUGUGAUCUGCAACUUCGUCACACACAAUUGUGUAACACAGAAACAAUAUAUUUAAAAAAAAAUAUAUAAAAGUGGUAGACAACUGUUCAGGUUUCACACACUUGUUAAUGUCUAACCAAAAUACUUGGUUUAUAAUCACUGCUUUCCAAGACCACCAAUUACCACAACUGAAUGUUUGUGUUUUAAAUGUCAUUUAAUUCUAUUGUAUACUUUUAUUUAAACUGCAGUCCCUUAGGAGGGAAUGUGUAAAUUUUGUUUCUUUCUCUGCUUAUCAAAGGGAAUUGGUGAUUGAACAGCUAUCACGAUGGGCUUUAUUUCCACAUUUACCCCUUUUUCACUGCAGUGCUAAGGUAGUUGUGAUGUCCUCUACAUCUUCAUUAGCAUUUACAGCAAAGAGGCUGAAAAGAAGUGGAUUAGAGAGGCAAAUCACAGCUGUUCGGAGAUAUUGGAUGCUUCAUGUGAUUCUGUAUUAUCAAUACUGUAAUGAGCAGCAGGAUGCGUGUGAAGUAAGUGUGACUAGGGUAUUUGCUGCGAUCAUGCUACCUUUUGAGGUAAAGUUCUUUAUGACUGUAUUGUAUCAUUUUAUUUUGGAAACAGUUGUUACUUUAAUUUGCGAAUACUAUUCUAGUAUACAUUUUAGCUGUCAGCAGAUUUUAUAACUAUUUAUAUUUAUUUUUUACUGAACAUAAAACAAGGCAUGUCUGCCUAUUAUUAACCUAAACACUUCAAGUAAAGGUUAUACAGUUGAAAUGAUAAACUAUUCAGUAUGCCGAGUGUUUUUAUACUAUUUAAGACCUAUCUGGCCAUUGAUUUGUUUAUUAUGGCUUAGCAAUUCCAGAGAACGUGGACAGACCAGGCUUAUUUGAUGGCAUCUGGUAUUUGAUCAUGGGCCUUUUUACAUUCAUUUUUUUGUUUCCCUCCCCCUCGAUUAUGCCCAAUUUGUACUUUGAUAGUAGAGUUUUCUGAACAAGGUUAUUGACCAACGACAUUACGUUUAGUUAUGUUUUUUAGUAAUGCUAAGAGAACCUUUAUUUUGUUGGUUCAUUGUCCUAGGACAAAAUAAGUAAAACUGAGGGAAUGGAGUUUAGUGGCAUCAUUCCUGAGCAGUCAGACUGAUUUGGGCUUCUGGGAUUUCUUUCACUUGUUUGUAAAUGUAGUUCAGUAUUUAAGACAUUACUACAGAACAAAUGGAUUGUGUUAGUUAA